Candidozyma auris is the source of this 603-nucleotide messenger RNA. Its product is annotated as flavodoxin-like fold family protein. Gene Ontology annotation, molecular function: NAD(P)H dehydrogenase (quinone) activity; FMN binding. The record is from RefSeq and is a predicted model, not a curated record. Lineage: Eukaryota; Fungi; Ascomycota; Pichiomycetes; Serinales; Metschnikowiaceae. The transcript has a single exon. Bases 1 to 603 code for a protein of 200 amino acids.
AUGGCCAAGGUCGCUAUAAUUAUCUACUCCAUGUACCACCAUGUGGCCACGCUCGCUAAAGAAAUCCAGAAGGGCGUGAUUGCUGGCGGCGUUUCCGCUGAUAUCUUCCAGGUGCCCGAGACAUUGCCUGAGGAAGUGUUGACCAAGAUGAACGCUCCUCCUAAACCAGACUUCCCAAUUGCUACUUUGGACACUUUGACCGACCACGACUACUUUAUCUUUGGUAUCCCAACCAGAUACGGUAACUUUCCUGCCCAGUGGAAAGCGUUCUGGGACACAACAGGCGGCUUGUGGGCUCGUGGAGCCUUGCAAGGUAAGGUCGUGGGCACGUUUGUUUCCACCGGUACUCCUGGCGGUGGACAGGAGGUGACGGCAUUGAACUCUUUGUCGACCAUCGUCCACCACGGUAUGAUCUAUGUGCCAUUGGGCUACGGCAAGGCGUUCCCUUACCUUUCCAACUUGGAGGAGGUCCACGGCUCUUCUCCUUGGGGCUCAGGCACAUUUGCUGGCGCUGACGGGUCGAGACAGGUGCUGGACUUGGAGAAGAAAAUCGCCAACAUCCAGGGUGAGAACUUUGCUGGGGUGGUGCAGCGCUUUAAAUAG